CCGGCAAGAGAGCGCAGCGCAGCGGCGGCGGGAACCGGGGAGCGCGCCGAGCGGGCCAUGGGCAAGUCAGCUUCCAAGCAGUUUAAUAAUGAGGUCCUGAAGGCCCACAAUGAGUACCGGCAGCAGCAUGGCGUCCCCCCACUGAAGCUCUGCAAGAAGCUCAACCGGGAGGCUCAGCAGUAUUCAGAGGCCCUGGCCAGCACAAGGAUCCUCAAGCACAGCCCGGAGUCCAGUCGUGGCCAGUGCGGAGAGAACCUGGCAUGGGCCUCCUACGAUCAGACAGGAAAGGAGGUGGCUGAUCGAUGGUACAGUGAAAUCAAGAACUACAACUUCCAGCAGCCUGGCUUCACCUCCGGGACUGGACACUUCACAGCCAUGGUGUGGAAGAAUACAAAGAAGAUGGGAGUGGGGAAGGCAUCUGCAAGUGACGGGUCUUCCUUCGUGGUGGCCCGAUACUUCCCAGCAGGGAAUGUCGUCAACCAGGGCUUCUUUGAAGAAAAUGUCCUGCCUCCAAAGAAGUAAUUCAUUAAAUGUAAUGGGAAUGUGGCAGACUUAACAUGGAUACGAAGUGCCUAGAACAACAAAAACUCAGCUGUGUGUCUGUCCCUGUGGGUGUAUGUGCUUGUGUGUGUGAUGCAUGUGAGUGUGUCUUGCACACGCACUUGGAUAUACGCUUCUGUAUGAACUUAUUCUUAUCAAAAGGAAUGAGCCUAUGAAGCCUUUACCCUGAUGGUUCCCUAGACCACAAUUAUUUGGACGCAGAGGGGAAAGAAUCAAUUUUAAAACUUUUUUUUUUUUUUUAAGCAAACUUCUUCUGUACAUUUCUUAUAAUAUUCAUCCCUGGGCUUUUUCUAUUCCAAACGUUUGUGAUGCUUCGAGGUGAAGUUCAUUUUAUGUGAUUUUCAUGCAUUGUAAUCUACUUUUGGUAGAUAUGUAAGAUUAUUAAACUCUCAUUUAAAUGUAACAUAAAACAGCUUUAAACACGUAAAUAUAGAGCAGCUUCCAUUGGAAACAUGGGACAGGCAGGAACUGCAUUUCACAGAAUGAUUGGGAUUGCUCAGUUGUAAGACAUGAUGUCAUCUGCAUGCCUCCUGGAAUUCUCUGAUGGGAAUGCCAAAGAACAAAUGGAGAGAAAAGUUGCACUUCCUUGCAUUUUCUAUCUUUAAAUAGCAAAGUACGACUACUACCACUGCCCUUGCCCUCCUCCCACCUUUUUUCUUAAAAUCCUCUGGCAUCUCAGAGCUCGGUAUGUGCCUCCUGGUUUCUGGGGCCUGGGUCUGAAAGUCACCCCUCCCCCACCUCAGCGAGGUGGCCCCGGGCCUGCUCCGGGAGGAAGCCCCUCACGCUGCCCGGGCUCUCGGCCAAGCAUCUGACCGAUGAGGUCAGCGAGCGUGGGGUGAGUGUGAGCUCACCAGGGCCCCCGGAGGAAGCCCUCGGCCUCUGGCCUGCCCUCGCACGCAGGGCGGGAGCCCCGGCCUGUUCGGCAGCCGUGGCGGCAGCUGCGCCCUGCUCCCUCCUGGGGUGUGUGACAGGCCCAAGUGUUCCAGGGAGACAGCCCACGUGGGGGCUUAGACUCGCCAGUUUGCUUCUUUGUUUUGCCUCACACCCUACAAAGUUCCCCUGAGUAACGAUUUCACGUGGUCCGCGUGGGAGGAAGCGACCCAGACGCCCAGCUGGGUGUCCUGAAAGCAUGGCCUGUCCAAGCGGUAAGACGGCCGGGGUGGGAGUUAGGAGGCUGCCGCCUUAGGGUCAGUCGGAGCAGGCCAGUCAGGGAACAUGCUUCCCGAAGGUCUGCGCCGCACUGUGAACACAGCCUCGUGCUGUGCCCUUCACUUCACCCAGGAAUAGUGACUGAGACAACAAUAAAGUUUUCUUCU
This is a messenger RNA of Neomonachus schauinslandi (Hawaiian monk seal), 1877 nucleotides long. It is a transcript of the gene GLIPR2, whose product is annotated as GLI pathogenesis related 2. The record is from RefSeq and is a predicted model, not a curated record. The coding region runs from base 58 to 522 and encodes 154 amino acids. Gene Ontology annotation, cellular component: extracellular region. Lineage: Eukaryota; Metazoa; Chordata; Mammalia; Carnivora; Phocidae. The transcript has 5 exons.